Molecule: messenger RNA, 1944 nt
Organism: Annulohypoxylon maeteangense
Lineage: Eukaryota; Fungi; Ascomycota; Sordariomycetes; Xylariales; Hypoxylaceae
Product: cytochrome P450
Exons: 2
Coding region: 181-1866 (561 amino acids)
Molecular function (GO): heme binding; iron ion binding; oxidoreductase activity, acting on paired donors, with incorporation or reduction of molecular oxygen
Source: RefSeq, a predicted model, not a curated record
CGGCACGGAAAAUAGCCCUGGCGACCAAGUGUAAAACUUCAGCCCUAUAAGGUAGUGCCUGGCCGCCCUUCGUUAAACCUUCAAUGUUUGAAGCCGCGAUUGAUGAUACGAGCGGUUGGCAUUGUUCUCUAAGAGAUCGGGUGCGAAUAACUACCUACCUAGGUAGAUACGCGAGUUAAGAUGGAAUCGCCUUGGUUGGUAUUGAACGCCUUUGGUGGCGUCUUAUUAACCAUCGCGAUUGUACGGGUUAUUGCUUUCGUUUCUGAAUUAUGGAAUCACCGAGUCUUAGUAAAGAAUUUGGAGAAAAUGGGAAAGCCAAUGUCAGCGCAUAGUAGUCUUCUAGGCCAUCUCCUCGCGGCAAAAACUGCUAGCGACGAGCUUCCUCCCGGUGCUCACAGCAGUUAUAUUUUAGACCGCAUGGCUAGAAAAUUGGAUGGAAAGUAUGGCCCGCCAGCCUAUUAUUUUGACAGUUACCCUGUGAGCACACCUAUGCUCAUAGUGAGAGAUCCAUUCAUCGCCAAUCAAGUCACCGGCCACUCCUGGACUUCUGCCCAGAAACCACCAACUCUCACGGAAUGGUUUGCACCUAUCUCAGGGAAAGGAGGUAUCAACCUCUUCACCCAAAACGACCAGGAAUGGAAACACGAUCAUAACUUGUUCUUGCCUUUCUUCAACAAUAGCAACCUCGAUGCUACGAUGCCUAUUAUCAUCGAACAGAUGCUUAUUUUCCGCGAUAUUCUCCGAAAGAAAGUCGAAGCGGGAGGGCUCUUCCGUUUAGAACCAUUGGCGCUCUCGCUCAUGAAAGACAUCAUCGGCCGAGUAGUCUUCAACGCCGAACUAGGAAACCAGACUGCUGGCUCUCAUCCUCUUUCUGAGGCCAUGUUGCGCCAACUUGAUUUAAAAUUCGGCGCGAACAAUGUCAUGGACAACCUUGGCCAGCUCAAUCCAUUCCGGGCAUUUAGAAUUUGGAAUAACGGCCGCAUCCUUAAUCGAAACAUCUACACUCAAAUGGCGAAGCGGACUGAUGCUUUUCGUGAAGCUAAGGCGCGACAAGAGCAGUCAUCCUUCAACUCAGUACUCGACCAAGCCCUUGAAACCUAUUACUCUGAACCAAACCAUAAGCUAUCCGACCCUCUCGAUGCGGAUUUUAUGGAUAUUUUAUGCGCUCAGUUACGCAUGUUUUUCUUUGCCGGCUACGAUUCCACCUCUAGUACAAUGGUCAGUUGCUGUUACAUGAUCUGGACGCACCCUACCGUCUUAUCCAAACUCCGCGCCGAACAUGACGAAGUCUUUGGCACAAAUAUCGCAGCGUGCCCAAGCAUGAUCACCGAAAACCCCUCUAUUCUCAAUUCCCUCCCGUAUACCCUAGCAGUAAUCAAGGAGGCACUGCGACUUUUCCCUCCCGCAAACGGUAUCCGUAUGGGAUGCAAGGACUUAGUACUGAAAGACCGCGAUGGAAACGAGUACCCCACUGAGGGAUGUGGCGUGCAGAUCAACCACUUGAGCAUCCAAAGGAACCCCGCAUGCUGGCCCCGACCACUCGAAUUUCUACCCGAGCGCUUCAUGGUAGGUCCAGAUCAUGAGCUCUACCCAGAGAAAGGCUCCUGGCGUGUUUUCGAACACGGAAUUCGUAAUUGCACAGGCCAAGCUUUCGUCAUGAAGGAAGUAAAGGCCUUCCUCGCCCUUGUGUGUAGGGAAUUCAACUUCCAGGAGUGCUAUGAUGAGGUUUACGCCGGUGAGAAAAUAGAUCUGGUGAAUGUGGAUAACGAGAAAGCGUAUCUUAUAGAACAUGGCGCUGCGCAUCCGCGGGGGGAGUUCCCAUGUAAGGCGUCGUUUAGCGGGUACGUGCCCGGCGAGACACGGUAAAGUGAGAUUUCUAGGUACAUAUCUUCCCCCCAAGGCGUAUUUGCAGCAUAUCCAAGUCAUUGCAUAUACUUUAAUUUC